CGGGAGUAGUUCAGGAAAAAUGCACAUUGAUACAGCUUGAAGAUUCUUGCUCUUCCCGGGUCUUAAUCGGUAUCUUUUUAAUUGGAACAUUUGAAGAAAUGGGAAGUUUUGGAAGACCAGAAGGUUUAACCUUGCUAGGGUUUCUACUGCCGAUCAUACUUCAGUCGGUGUCGGGUCGGUUUGUGGUGGAGAAGAACAGUCUGAGGGUGAUUUCACCGGACAACAUCAAAGGCACCUUCGAUUGCGCGAUUGCCAACUUUGGGAUCCCUCAAUAUGGGGGAAGCAUGUCAGGGACUGUGGUCUACCCGAAGGAUAACCGAAAGGGAUGCCGAAAAUUUGAGGAUUUCGGAAUUUCCUUCAAGUCCAAGCCUCCUCUCUUGCCCACAUUUGUCCUCGUCGAUCGUGGAGAUUGUUUUUUUGCAUUGAAAGUUUGGAAUGCACAGAAUGCAGGUGCAUCUGCAGUUCUAGUUGCAGAUGACAUGGAUGAGGCACUGAUAACAAUGGACACUCCUGAAGAGGACGUACAUGCGGCGAACUAUGUUGCGAAUGUAACAAUUCCAUCUGCACUCACCACUAAGGAUUUUGGGGAGAAAUUGAAGAAGGCAGUCAAUGGAGCGGAAAUGGUUACUGUAAGUCUUGAUUGGAGAGAAUCCGUUCCUCACCCUGAUGACCGUGUGGAAUUUGAACUAUGGACCAACAGCAACGAUGAGUGUGGUUUUAAAUGUGACAUGUUGAUGAAGUUUUUGAAAGAUUUCAAAGGUGCGGCACAGAUCCUUGAAAAAGGCGGUUACACGCAGUUUACACCCCAUUAUAUAACUUGGUACUGCCCUCAGGCAUUCACCAUUAGCAAACAAUGCAAGUCACAAUGCAUUAAUCACGGCAGAUAUUGUGCACCUGAUCCUGAAUCGGACUUUAGUUCAGGUUAUGAUGGGAAGGAUGUUGUUCUUGAAAAUUUGAGGCAGCUUUGUGUCUUUAGAGUUGCUAAUGAGACCAGAAAGCCAUGGAUUUGGUGGGAUUAUGUGACUGAUUUCCAAAUCCGGUGCCCCAUGAAAGAGAAGAAAUAUAACAAGGAAUGUGCUGCUGAAGUAAUAAGAUCUUUAGGACUUGAUUUUAAAUCAGUUGAGAAGUGUAUGGGAGAUCCUAAUGCUGAUGCCGACAAUCCUGUUUUGAAAGAGGAGCAGGAUGCUCAAGUUGGUAAAGGAUCACGAGGUGAUGUCACCAUAUUGCCCACCCUUGUAGUAAACAAUAGACAAUACCGAGGGAAGCUGGAGAAAGGUGCUGUUUUAAAGGCUAUUUGUGCUGGCUUUGAGGAAACCACGGAUCCUGCUGUGUGUUUGAGUGAUGAUUUAGAGACAAAUGAAUGCUUGGACCACAAUGGUGGCUGCUGGCAAGAUAAAUCUGCCAACAUCACAGCUUGCAAGGACACAUUUCGAGGAAGAGUGUGUGAAUGCCCCACAGUUGAUGGUGUGCAGUUCAAAGGAGAUGGUUACAGUUCGUGCAAGCCAAGUGGACCUGGCCGAUGCAAACUAAAUCACGGAGGCUGUUGGCAUGAAACACGAAAUGGGCACACCUAUUCUGCUUGUGUGGAUGAGGAGGAGAGCAAGUGCACAUGUCCUCCUGGGUUUAAAGGUGACGGUAAAAGUUGUGAAGAUGUUGAUGAAUGCAAAGAAAAGAAGGCAUGUCAGUGCCCUGAAUGCAGCUGUACAAACAAUUGGGGUGGCUAUGAAUGCACAUGUAGCGGUGACCUACUCUACAUCACCGACCAUGAUACUUGCAUUAGCAAAAAGGCCGCUGAAGUCAGAUCUUCGUGGGCUGCUCUUUGGGUCAUUUUGAUAGGACUGGCCAUGGCUUCCGGUGGGGCAUAUCUUGUAUACAAAUAUAGAUUUAGGUCAUACAUGGAUUCUGAGAUAAGGGCCAUAAUGGCGCAAUACAUGCCACUAGACAGCCAAAAUGAAGUCCCAAACCACGUUUCUGAAGAUCGUGCUUGAAGGACAUUGACUCGCUGCAAUGCAUAAAAAGAAAAUGAACUAAACACCUCUUACUCAGUACUCAAUUACCCAAAUAGGGUUUUGUUGAGGGAGAGAUGUAAAUGAUCAAUGUGAGAUGUAUGUGUAUGAACUUAGAAACUCUGUUUGGUUGGUGUAAGCAGGAAAAGUGGUAGCUGGAUGAUGUGGGGCUCUGUUUAUGUGGCUCCCCUCCUCCUAUGGUUAUGGUUAGUGACCACAUUUAAUCACUACUCAUAAAUCUGGUCUAUUAUGUAGUGAUUGUGACUAAUAUUAUGAUUUGUAAUUUUGUAUGUACAUUUUGUAUCCCCACUCUUUGUACUCUUAUUAAUGUUCCCACUUUUGACUAUGUCAAGAAUAAUACGGAGUAACAUUAUGAGUUUCAUCAUGAUAGUCCGAAGCUUCUGAUAACCUUUAUU
Molecule: messenger RNA, 2422 nt
Organism: Cuscuta campestris
Lineage: Eukaryota; Viridiplantae; Streptophyta; Magnoliopsida; Solanales; Convolvulaceae
Source: the annotation of a GenBank genome assembly